Gymnogyps californianus (California condor) is the source of this 1850-nucleotide messenger RNA. RefSeq names its product nucleoside-triphosphatase, cancer-related (gene NTPCR). The record is from RefSeq and is a predicted model, not a curated record. Gene Ontology annotation, molecular function: ATP hydrolysis activity. The coding region runs from base 23 to 595 and encodes 190 amino acids. The transcript is spliced from 5 exons. NCBI's taxonomy places the organism in Eukaryota, Metazoa, Chordata, Aves, Accipitriformes, Cathartidae.
GCGCGGUUUGCAGCCCCCCGCCAUGUCCAAGCACGUUUUUCUCACGGGACCCCCAGGGGUUGGAAAGACUACUUUGAUCCAGAAAGUCACUCAAGCUCUAAAAUCCUCGGGCAUUCCCAUUGAUGGAUUUUACACAGAGGAAGUUAGAGAAGGUGGCAGGAGAACAGGAUUUGAUGUUGUCACUUUGUCUGGAAAACGAGGACCUUUAUCUAGAGUCAGUUCUGAUUCUUCUACUUCAAGACGUGAAUAUCGGGUCGGACAGUAUGCUGUAGACCUUGUUUCAUUUGAGCAGUUGGUUCUACCUAUGCUGAGAAAUGUAAACCAUGGCAGUGAUGCAGAGAAAAAAAUUUGUGUCAUAGAUGAGAUUGGUAAAAUGGAACUCUUCAGCCAGGCUUUUAUUCAAGCUGUUCGUCAAACGCUGACCGGCUCAGGGACCGUGGUGCUUGGAACUAUUCCAAUACCUAAGGGAAAGCCACUGGAUCUUGUUGAAGAAAUAAGAAGUAGGAAAGAUGUUAAAGUGUUCAAUGUUAGUAAGGAAAACAGAAACAGCAUUUUGCAAGACAUCUUGGCAGCUGUAGAUUCCUGCAGAAAAUGAAGACCUUUUCUUGUCUGUAAACACUAAAGCUUUUAUUUUAACAAAACAUUACAACAUUUUGCGGAUGUUUUAGAGUCUGUCCUUCCUGCUUUAGCCCCUGGAGGCUUUGCUGGAGCCUUCAGGGUAAGCAAGGUAAAGCUGGUAAUACUCUAAAAUGUGAAAAUGAGAUAGCAGGAUUCUUGUUUAUUCAGUUCACAAGCCGGUCCAUUCAAAAAAUUGAACAAAUGCAUAGUUAACAUCCAGUUCUAAUCUGGGUAUUUGGAAGUUAGGUGGUCUGACUCUGAUCCUCAUUACACCAUGUAAAAGCAAUUAACUGUCAAAUCUGUUUGAGAUCUUAGUCUUUCAGAGCGUGAUGUGGACUGUUCUGCCUGGAGAGUAAUUCGGUAUCUGGAACUUAGCCUUGGUGUAACAGAACAGAUCCCUGCCCAAAAUGUAUGUGUGCUCCGCCUGGUUUAUGCAGAAAUAUCUUCACUGUCGGUGACCCAGCUUAGGUGUGUCCAGGUGUGUUUCAGCAUGGGUGCUGACGAUUCAUGAGGUAGAAGGAAUAAGCAGAUGCUCUCCUCCUACCCCCAGACACCCCUCUCUCCAGUUGCAGUAUAAGAAGGGUUAUCUAGAAUUGCAAGGAAAUUUCCUGUAGUCCCAAGUGACACUUACAGAAUUCCACUUCAGGAGGAAGAAUAACCAACUCGACCCUCUCCUAAGUGGCGCAGACAGUAGUUGACAAAGGGCUGCAUUUUGGGUUUAUUUUCAAGUUUCUGAUGGCAAUCCUGCCUCGCACCCCCUUAAAAAAAAUUAUAUAUAUAAAUCUUCAAGUCCAUGAAAUUCAGUCAAAUCUUGACUUGUGUUUUUCAUGCAGAGUUUAUUAAGUCAGGAUCGACUUAAUACUGCAUUUGUCUAUAUGGGUUUUACAAUCUGUUAUGUUUAUUCAUACUUUUUGUUUGGUUGGGUUUUUUUCCUUAUUCAGUUCUGUACAUGCUUAAUGGUUAAUGGUGAAAUAAGAAGUGUUUGAGAAUAUUAGACAAUGUGUUUCCCUAUGAGGUGUGCAAAUGUGUUCAGGAAAAGAGCUACCACUUAAUCAGUUUUGCAUGUUGUGAAAACAGAAUUCCCUCCCGGGUGCACACUUGUUCAUUGUACGAUUUAUGGUCAUCUCUGGCUGUAAAAAGUUGUUAAGAAUUCUGUUGUUUCUUAACUUUUUUCUGUUCUGUUCAACAACUGUUAAAAUGAGCAAACUGUUUAAAGGCAUUUUCAAAUAUCA